Molecule: messenger RNA, 2847 nt
Organism: Myxocyprinus asiaticus (Chinese sucker)
Lineage: Eukaryota; Metazoa; Chordata; Actinopteri; Cypriniformes; Catostomidae
Product: scavenger receptor class B member 1-like
Exons: 13
Coding region: 209-1693 (494 amino acids)
Biological process (GO): recognition of apoptotic cell; plasma lipoprotein particle clearance; cholesterol import
Cellular component (GO): cytoplasm; caveola
Molecular function (GO): lipid binding; scavenger receptor activity; low-density lipoprotein particle binding
Source: RefSeq, a predicted model, not a curated record
GGCAAGCGCGCUAUAAAAAGUGCUCGUUCAGAAAGCUGGACUUUAACUGUCAUAAAGUCUAGAGAGCAUUAAUAACUCAAUGGCGAGUGUUUUAUAGUUUUAUUUAGUAUGCUAAUAGUUUGUUCACCUGCUGAACACUCAGUUGUUUAUACGAACUCUUUAACUUUAUGCUACCAUUUGCUCUUAGAGUUAGUUGUUUGAAAUAAGGAUGGCUGUGCCUAAAUCUAAAUUAGCGAUAGGGCUUUUAGUUCUGGGAAGCUUGGGAGUGCUGUUCGGGACUGUCCUGGUGUUUGUCGGACCUAUUAUAAUAGACGAUCAAAUAGUCAAGAAUGUCAAGAUUAAUCCGAAGAACGACCUCUCCUACUCUAUGUGGAAGGACAUCCCGGUCCCCUUUUUCAUGUCUGUAUAUUUCUAUCAUGUUGUCAACCCUGAAGAAAUCCUAAACGGAGAGAAGCCCAUGGUUGAACAGAGAGGGCCGUAUGUUUACAGUGAAAACCGCUGGAAGGACAAUAUCACAUUCCACGACAACAACACAGUGUCAUAUCAAGAGUAUCGGCAAUAUUUCUUUGAGGAGAGCAUGUCUGUGGGUGACGAAUCCGAUGUGGUCACUAUUCCAAACAUGCUAGUACUGGGUGCAGCAGUCAUGAUGGAGGAUAAGCCAUAUCCUAUACGAGUAUUGGUCAGCACCACCUUCAAGACCUUUAAUGAGGGUCCUUUCUUGACUAAACCAGUGGGAGAACUCAUGUGGGGCUACGAGAGCAAAUUGGUGGACUUCCUGAACAAAUAUCUCCCUGGAAUGUUGCCGUCCAGUGGGAAAUUUGGCCUGUUUGCUGAAUUUAACAACUCCAAUUCUGGACAAUUCACUGUCUUCACUGGCCAAGAUGACAUCAGGAAAGUUCAUAUGGUGGAUUACUGGAAUGGCCUGAAAAACUUGAGUUACUGGAACUCUGACCAGUGUAACAUGAUCAAUGGUACAGCGGGCCAAAUGUGGCCUCCGUUCAUGACAACGGAGUCCACGCUUCCCUUCUACAGCCCUGAUGCCUGCAGGUCCAUGGAGUUGGUGUACCAAAGGUCAGGUGUAUCGCGUGGGAUUCCUGUAUACCGUUACGUGGCCCCAAAGACUCUCUUUGCCAACGGCAAAGAUUAUCCCCCCAAUGAGGGCUUUUGUCCAUGCAGACAGUCAGGCCUUCUCAACGUCAGCACCUGCAGACACAAUUCCCCUGUGUUCAUCUCCCAUCCUCAUUUCUACAAUGCUGAUCCAGUUCUUUUGGACACUGUGAAUGGACUGAGCCCUAAUGAGGAGGAACAUGGGCUUUUCAUUGAUGUCCACCCGGAGACUGGAGUGCCGAUUAACGUGUCCAUUCGACUGCAGCUCAACCUGCUCAUGAAGAAUGUAUCCGGCAUCUCAGAGACCGGAAAGAUAACAGAGGUGGUGAUGCCCAUGAUCUGGUUUGAAGAGAGCGGAUACAUUGAUGGUCCUGUCUUGAACACUUUCCGCACCAAUCUGGUGGUGUUGCCCAUGGUAAUGGAGUACAUGCAGUAUAUUUUCAUUGGACUUGGGCUUGCAACCAUUUUGGGAGCUGUGGUGUUAUUCCUCAGUGACAAGGAAAGCAUAAAAGAUACAAAACUUGACCCGAGUACCAAUAAGAUGCAGGCUGAAAAGUAUUUCACAAAUGAUACAGAUAAAAAGUAAGAUGGGUGGCCAGUGUUGCACAGAUGUGGAUCCAGUCAGCUCAACCAGUGAAAAGGCCUCAUUGCUUCAGAACACCAAGAACUAAAGUGGACAUCCACACUAUGAAGCUUACUUUCAUUAUACACACAGUGCCUCACAGUCCCCUGGGUAAUAAAUAAAAAUUGUUUUAAGUGUUUGGGGUGAUGAAUGAACUGGAUGGUAACUAGUAGAGACUAGGUAUCAUUAUGAAGGGGAUUUAGUGUAAAAUAUAAAUUUUUGAAGUGGUGAUAUCUGCACUGUGGUUGGGUCAAAAGUGCUACAUGCUGUCAGUACUGGAAUUUUUGUCCGCAAAAGUUACCAGAUCUGUGUUCUGGUCAGAUUAUAUUAAGGUCUCUUUUGUAUAUUUCAGCAUUUCAUUUUUACUGUCUGACACUUCACUUUUAAUGGAAUACAAUAUACUAGAUGCUGUAUUUGAAAUGGUGCAUUCACACAAAUUAAACGCUGACGAAAUUCUCCAGUGGAUGGAUUCAAAUGGCUUGUCCAUGAUCCUGUAAAUAAGGAAGUGCUGUGAAAUAAUGUGUCGUUGACUGAAAUGUCCCUAGAAAGCAGAAAACAUGCUGAGCCAACAUGCUAAUUUCUCUAUAUGAACUUACCGCUUUCAAGUGUGUUAACGUAUUCUCUCUGUAAAGGCACUUAUGUAAUUAAUGUGAAAUUCUUUGUUUUGUGUCUUGAUAAUUGUUAAAUGUAAAAUAUCUAGUUUGUGACUUUUUCAAUAAUUGCCUUCACUGUCAAACAAAUUAUAUAUAAUUAAAAAUGUUGAUUUGAUACCAAAUUUGUAUGAUUUACCAAAUCUCUCUCUCUAGAUUUUAAAUGUGUAAUUUUAUAUAGAUAAAGUUAAACUUGCAUGACAACUUUUUAAAUACCCUGGACACAUAUUUGAGUUAAUAUAUACUGUUUCUAUUUAACUUUGGGUACAAAUCUAAUAAACCGUACAUGAUUACGAGUCCAUAAUACAUAUAAUUUCUCAUUAAAUAAUGCAAAUUAAGAAGGUCUAUUAAAAAGCUAUAUCAAUCAGAUAUGACAUUGUUUUUUAUUUAUAAUAACAAAUUCAACAUGGUGAUAAUGCAUUAAUUUGUUUAUAAGAAAAAAAUACAAAAUAUAUAUUGCAAUGGACA